Messenger RNA from Canis lupus familiaris (dog), 7112 nucleotides. It is a transcript of the gene NLRC5, whose product is annotated as NLR family CARD domain containing 5. The coding region runs from base 160 to 5814 and encodes 1884 amino acids. Gene Ontology annotation, molecular function: protein binding. The transcript is spliced from 50 exons. Lineage: Eukaryota; Metazoa; Chordata; Mammalia; Carnivora; Canidae. The record is from RefSeq and is a predicted model, not a curated record.
GCCCGCUUUCAGUUUCGAGAGCUGAGCGCCGGGGAGGGAGCGCCGGGGCCGGAGCGCGGCGGUUCCAGAGACAGGAAGUCCCCAGACCAAAAUGCCAGCAGAUCCAGGCUGGCGAGGACACCCUACCUUUGGAAAUGGCCAGCGUCUCCUUGUAUCCUCAUGAGGAGCCUGUGCUAUGGAAACAACCUGCAAAUCCAGCUCAGAGCGCAGGACAUGGCUCAGGGCCAGCUCCUCAUGGACCACGUUAGCUUCCAGCUGGGUACCACUAACCUGUGGAGCUGGCUCGUGAGGCUGCUCAGUAAAGACCCAGAAUGGCUGAAUGCCAAGGUGAAGUUCUUCCUCCCCAAGAUGGACCUGAGCUCCGGGGACGAGGCCCAGGACACCACACAGAGGGUCAUGCUACAGCUCAGAAGAUUGCACACCCAAGGUCGGGCCACUUGGCAGGCAUUCAUCCACUGUGUGUGCAUGGAGCUCGAUGUGCCCCUGGACCUGGAGGUGCCACUGCUGAGCACUUGGGGCCAUGGAGAUGGGUUCCCCAGCCAGCUGGGGGCUGGUGAAGAAAGCCAACCUGCCUCUCAGCUCCACCACGGUCUGAAGCGGCCUCAUCAGAGCUGUGGGUCCUCACCCCGCCUGAAGCAGUGCAAGAAUCAUCAGCUCGAGUUGGCCAGGAGGUACCUGAAGUUGCUGAGGACUUCUGCCCAGCAGCGCUACAGCAGGAUUCCCGGGCCGGGGCAACCCCUUGCCUUCCACCAGGCCUACAUCCCCCCAAUCCUGCAGUGGAGCCGGACCACGGCCCCCUUCAGUGCUCAGGACGGGGCUGUAGUGGGGGACCCCAAGGCAGAAGAUGACACGGACGUGAGCAUCCGGGACCUCUUCAGCACCAGGGCCGACAAGGGCCCGAGGGUGACGGUGCUCCUGGGGAAGGCAGGCAUGGGCAAGACCACGCUGGCCCACCGGCUCUGCCAGAGGUGGGCUGCUGGCCAGCUUGACCGCUUCCAGGCUCUGUUCCUGUUUGAAUUCCGUCAGCUCAAUCUGAUCACCAGUUCCGUGACGCUGCCCCAGCUGCUGUUUGACCUGUACCUGAGCCCCGAGGCGGGCCCCGACUCGGUCUUCCAGUACCUGGAGGAGCAUGCUGGAGGAGUCCUGCUGAUCUUUGAUGGGCUGGACCAGGCCCUCCACUCGCAUUCCAGCACGGAGCCUGAAGGCCCCGAGGCCCCAAGUCCGGCCCUUGCCCUCUUCUCCGGGCUCUGCCGGGGGACCAUCCUGCCUGGCUGCUGGGUUUUGGCCACCUCCCGUCCAGGGAAGCUGCCCGACUGCCUGCCCACAGAGGCAGCCACGGUCCACAUGUGGGGCUUUGACAGGCCACGGGUGGAGGAGUAUGUGGGCCGCUUCUUCAGUGACCAAGAGUGGCAGGAAGCAGCCCUAGCAGAGCUGCGAGAAAACAGGCAUCUCCAGAGCAUGUGUGCGGUGCCUGCACUGUGCCAAGUCACCUGCCUCUGCCUCCACCAUCUGCUCCCAGGCAACUCUCCAGGCCAGUCUGCAGCCCUCCUGCCCACCGUGACUCAGAACUAUGUACAGAUGGUGUCCACUCUCAGCCCCCGUGGGUACCUGCCUCCCGAGUCUCUGCUGGGCCUCAGUGAGAUGGCUCUGAGGGGCCUGGAGACUGGGAAGGUUAUCUUCUCUGUAGGCGACAUCUCUCCACCCAUGGUGGCUUUUGGGGCAGCCCUCGGCUUGUUGACCUCCUUCUGCAUCUGCACAGGCCCUGGGCACCAGGGUAUAGGCUAUGCCUUCACCCACCUCAGCCUACAAGAGUUUUUUGCCGCCUUGUACCUGAUGGCCAGCCCCAAGGUGGACAAAAAUGUACUUGCCCGCCAUGUCACCCUCAAUUCUCGCUGGGUGCUACGGACCAAAGCUAGACUAGGCCUCUUAGACCACCUCCCCACCUUCCUGGCAGGGCUGGCAUCCUGUGCCUGCCGACCCUUCCUUAGCCAUGUGGCCCAGCAGGAUGAGAUGUGGGUGAGUGACAAGCAGGCUGCAGUGAUGCUGGCUUUGAGGAAGUUGGCCAUUCGCAGGCUCACAGGACCCAAGGUUGUAGCACUCUGUCACUGUGUGGGUGAGACCCAGGAGCCUGAGCUGGCCAGCCUCAUGGCCCAAAGUCUCCCCAGUCACCUGUCCUUCCACAAUUUCCCACUGACCUAUACGGACCUGUCUGCCCUGACCAACAUCUUGAGGCACAGGAAUGCCUCCAUCCACCUGGAUUUUGAGGGCUGCCCCCUGGAGCCCCACUGCCCCGAGGCCCUGGCAGGCUGUAAGCAGAUAGAGAAUCUCAGCUUUAAGAGCAGGAAAUGUGGGGAUGCCUUUGCAGAAGCCCUCUCCAAGAGCCUGCCAACAAUGGAGAGCCUGAAGAAGCUCGGGUUAGCAGGAUGUAAGAUCACUGCCCGAGGCAUCAGCCACCUGAUGCAGGCUUUGCGCCUCUGUCCACAGCUGGAAGAGAUCAGCUUCCAGGACAACCAGCUGAAGGAUAGGGCCGUGCUGAAUAUCGUGGAAGUACUUCCUUCUUUGCCACGGCUCCAGAAGCUUGACCUGAGCCGCAGCAAUGUCUCCGUGUCAACCUUACUCUGCUUGACAAAGGUGGCGGUCACAUGCCCUACUGUCAAGAUGCUACAGGUCAGGGAGACGGACCUCAUCUUUCUUCUUUCCCCGCCCACAGAGACUGCUGCAGAGCUUGGAGCAGCACCAGAUCUACAGGGAAAUGCCAUCCAGAGGAAAGAGGCUCAGAGCAGAAGCCUGGCACUCAGGCUCCUGCAGUGCCAGCUCGGAAUUCAUGAUGUGCAGGAGCUCAUUGCCCAGCUCCGGGAAGGUCCCCGCCUGGAGGAAGUAAACCUUUCAGGAAACCAGCUGGAUGAUGAAGGCUGUCGACUGAUGGCAGAAGCUGCAUCCCAGCUGCACAUCACCAGGAAUCUAGACCUCAGCAACAACGGGCUAUCUGUGGACAGGGUACACUGUAUGCUGAGUGCGGUGAACACAUGCCAGAACUUGGCAGAGCUUCAUAUCAGCCUGCUGCAUAAAACUGUGGUCUUCACAUUUGCCCCAGAGCAGGAGGAGCAGGAGGGGAUCUGGAAGAGGACUGCGCUUCGGGACAGCCUCACGCACCAGGUGCCCUUUGAGCUGCCCCUGCGCUCCACGAGGAUCAGGCUGACACACUGUGGCUUGCAAGCCAAGCACCUAGAGCAGCUCUGCAGGGCCCUGGGAGGAAGCUGCCACCACAGUCACCUGGACCUCUCAGGCAAUGCUCUGGGGGAUGAAGGCGUGGCCCAGCUGGCUCAGCUGCUCCCAGGGCUGGGUGCUCUGCAGUCCUUGAACCUCAGUGAGAAUGGUUUGUCCCUGGAUACAGUGUUUAUUUUGAUCCAGUGCUUCUCGACUCUGCAGUGGCUUCUUCACUUGGAUAUCGGCUUCGAGAGCCAGCACGUCGUCCUGAGAGGUGACAGAAGAGGCAGGGAUCGAUUGGCUGGUGGAUGUCCGCCAGAGUUCCUAGCUGGAGUCCCAUUCUUGGCCUUUGAUCAGUGCUGCGUCCCCAAGAGCUUCUGCCUCAGGCAAUGUCAGCUGGAGCCCCUGAACCUCACCCGCCUCUGCGAGACUCUGGAGAAGUGCCCCGGGCCUCUGGAAGUCGAAUUGUCCUUUGAGGUCCUGAGCGACCAGAGCCUGGAGACCCUGCUGCAGCACUUACCCCGGCUGCCCCAGCUAAGCCUGCUGCAGCUAAGCCAGACGAGGCUUUCCCCAAAGAGCCUCCUCCUGCUGGCCGACCUCUUCAGCUUAUGCCCCCGGGUUCAGAAGGUGGAUAUCAGGUCCCUGUAUCACAUGACACUGCACUUCAGGUCUGGCGAGGAGCAUGAAGGCGAGUGCUGUGGCAGGUUCACGGGCUGUGGCCUUAGUCAGGAGCAUGUGGAGCCGCUCUGCUGGUUGCUGAGCAAAUGCGAAGACCUCAACCAGUUGGACCUCUCAGCAAACAUGCUGGGUGAUGACGGGCUCAGGUGCCUCCUGGAAUGUCUGCCUCAAUUGCCCAUCUCUGGUUCGCUUGACCUGAGUCACAACAGCAUCUCCCUAGAGAGUGCCCUGGGCCUGGUGAAGACACUCCCCUCCUGCCCGCACAUCCGGGAGGCUUCUGUGAACCUGGGCUCUGAGCAGAGCUUCUGGAUCUACUUCUCCCGAAAGGAGGAGGCCGGGAAGACACUAAGGCUGAGCCAGUGCAACCUCAUGCCAGAGCAUGUGCCCAGACUGGCCACCCACCUGAACCAGGCCCUGAAGCUGACAGCGCUCACGCUGACCCAGUGCGGCCUGGGCCUGGAGCAGCUGAUAGUUCUCCUGAGUCUGCUGAGAUGUCCAGUGGACCUGUUCACUCUCAGGGUGGAGGAGCCGUGGGUAGGCAAAGCCGGGGUGCUCGCCCUGCUAAGAGUCUGCACCCAGACCUCAGGCAACAUCACUGAAAUAAGCAUUUCGGAGACCCAGCAGCAGCUCUGUCUCCAGCUGGAGUUUCCCCCUCAGGAGAACCCAGAAGCCGUGACGCUCAGGUUGGCUCACUGUGACCUUGAGACCCACCACAGCCUUCUUGCUGGGCAGCUGAUGGAGACAUGUGCCAGGCUGCAGCAGCUCAGCUUGUCCCAGGUGAACCUCUGCGACUCCAGCUCCCUGCUGCUAAAAAACCUCCUGGUGUCUCUCUCUGAGCUGAAGACAUUCAGACUGACCUCCAGCUGUAUGAGCUCCAAGGGCCUGGCCCACCUGACAUUUGGCCUGAGAAACUGCCACCACCUGGAGGAGCUGGACUUGUCCAACAAUCAGUUUGGUGAGGAGGACACUGAAGUCCUGAUGACGGUCCUUGAGGGCAAGUGCUGGCUGAAGAAGCUCGACCUCAGCCAUCUCCCACUAGGCAGCUCCACCCUGGCCAUGUUCACUCAAGGACUAAGCCACAUGACCCUCCUACAGAGCCUCCGGCUGAGCAGGAACGGUAUUUGUGAUGUCGGCUGCCACCAACUUUCCGAGGCCCUCAGAGCUGCCAUGAGCUUGAAGGAGCUGGGCUUGAGCCACAACCAGAUCAGAGACACCGGUGCCCAGCACUUAGCUGCUGUCCUACCAGGACUGCCGGAGCUCAGGAAGAUAGACCUCUCAGGGAAUGGCAUUGGUCCAGCUGGAGGGACGCGGCUGGCAGAGUCCCUCACCCUCUGCAGGCACUUGGAGGAGCUGAUGCUUGGCUACAACGUCCUGGGGGAUACCACAGCCCUGGGCCUGGCCCAGGGACUGCCCUGCUGCCUGAGGGUCCUGCACCUGCCGUCUAGCCGUCUGGGCCCAAAGGGAGCGCUGAGCCUGAGCCAGGCCCUGGAUGGAUGCCCACAUGUGGAAGAGAUCAGCUUGGCAGAGAACAGUCUGGCCAGAGGGGUCCUGCAUUUCUGUCAGGGGCUCCCCCUGCUGAGGCAGAUAGACCUGGUUUCGUGUGAGAUCGACAACCACACCGCCAAGCCCCUGGCUGCCAGCCUGGUGCUCUGCCCAGCCCUGGAAGAAAUCCUGCUGUCCUGGAAUCUGCUCGGGGACGAGGCGGCUGCCGAGUUGGCCCGGGUCCUGCCGCAGAUGGGCCGGCUGAAGAGAAUGGACCUGGAGAAGAAUCGGAUCACAGCUUGUGGAGCCUGGCUCCUGGCUGAAGGGCUGGCACAAGGGUCUGGCAUCCAAGUCAUUCGCCUCUGGAACAAUCCCAUCUCCCCCACCAUGGUCCAGCAUCUACAGAGCCAGGAGCCCAGGCUGGACUUCGCUUUCUUCGACAAAUAGCCGCAAGCCCUUCAGGGUACUUGAUGGCCUCCUCAAGAUCCUUUGAGUCCAGCCAAGUGAAGCCAACUUCCACUCACCAGGACAGAGGGCUCAGGAAAAGAGCCUCAGCUGGGUGCCUCUGUGUGCUGUCCCGGGAGGGAGGGCAAUAUUUGUCAGGCUAGAAUCUUCAGCAAGGGACCAGGGGCCUAGUAUGACCAGGAGACUACCCUGUAUUGCAUGGAACACAUAUGACCAGUCAGGAACAGUCGCACUAUGUGAAAGUGUCAUGAUGUGGUAUGUGACACAGAAGGCCACAUGAGGCCGAAUCCUAUGCAAGGUUACCUGGGACUUGCAGUAUGGCCCGUGGGCCAGUGGCAUGGGUCCUGGCACCACACGUGGCAGGACAUGUGGUCUGUGGUUCAUAUAUGACAUGUGAUGAAUGUUCCCAUCAUAUGACAUGGCUGGCCAGGUACCCUCAGGCUGGUAUAAAAUCUAAUUUAUGACUUUUUAAAAGGCAAGUAUGUAUUUAUACAUUGCAUUUUCAGAGUAGCUAGCUAAGCCAGGGAAUGUUCUCCACCCAGAAAUGGGAUGAGGAGAGUGUCCAAGCACUGACUAGCCCAGUGGCCUGAGGGCCAAGCCAGGGACUUGGCCACGAGGCUUUUGGAUGAGUCCCCUCUUGCCUCAAGCCUCUGUGUCCCCACUUGUAAAUGGGAUGACUCUCCUCCUCUUAAAUGCUGGAUUCCAAAGACUUUGAGCCCAGAUCUAGAUACAGGGCUUGGGAAUGGACAGGCCAAGUCUAACCUGUGUAAUGGAAAAGGCCAAGUCUAAGGGUGUGGGGGCAGGAACUACCAAGAUGAUCAGGCAAGGCCACUGGGUCCAGCCACUACCUCAGCAGGAUCCGGGUGAGCUCCCAGGGGCUGCACGUGCUAUGUGAUGUAUUUGUUACUUUCAAGAAGGCCCAAGGAUGGCCCUUCCACACUUUAAGCCAAAUUAGACCAAUAAAUGUGGAUCGUGUCUUAGCCUCUACCCUGAGUCUGAUGUGUCCUGCUAAUACCCAAGGUCAGGAGUGGUUUACCCCCUGCCCCAGGGACUGGAGAGAAGGACAGACCACAGAGAGGUGAACAGACAGGAGCACAGGCUUAGGAGUCAGGAGACGUGGGGCCAAGUGCAGACCCUGUCUCCGUAUGGUCAUGGGCUUGUGGGCAAGUUGCCUCCCCACUCCGGACUCAAGUCAGCAGCACCAAGAGGAUAUUAUACAAGCUCAAGGUGUUAGAAACAUUCUUUGUUUGACUUGCAUUAAAUUUAAACUCGUUUCUGAA